Messenger RNA from Gigantopelta aegis, 3485 nucleotides. RefSeq lists its product as uncharacterized. NCBI's taxonomy places the organism in Eukaryota, Metazoa, Mollusca, Gastropoda, Neomphalida, Peltospiridae. The record is from RefSeq and is a predicted model, not a curated record. The transcript is spliced from 10 exons. Bases 151 to 2355 code for a protein of 734 amino acids.
UGUUUGUUUGUUUUGUUUUUUGUUGUCGUUUUUUUGGGGGGUGGGGGAUUUGCCUCACUCGGUCAAUGACAGUAUUUACAUUUUAAAUGUAUAAAAAAGAUCAAAUGUACACAAUUAUUCAAUUAACUUGUAGAUUGAAGAAAACCUACUAUGAAAACAAAACUGAAGACCCGGAUGUUACAGCUGCUGAUUUUCUGGUUCGCUCUCUUUGGAAAGACUGUUCAAAACAAUGGCCACGUGGUACUGGAAGAGAUGACAUGGGGUGAAGGUCACACAGCAUGUCAAGGCAAAGGUCAGAAACUGUUCAACUCUGUUGACCUCGACUCGGUCCUCACCUCGGGGUCUGGGAAGCACUGGAUCGGGGCCAAGGUCAUGUACUCCCCGUGGAAAUGGACAGACGACUCCACUGCAUUGUUCGAGUAUGUUGGCCAUCAUAAUAUGACUGGCACAGAGCGAGAGAAGACAGUCAUACUCGACGAGAAUGAAGCUGUCAUGUGCUACAUCAAAUGUAAAACGAAAUUCGUUGGAUUACAGGGAUCAAAGUGUUUCUGCUUCAGAACCGCACCUCGUUCUACUACACCUAAAACUGAAUAUGAAGACCCAUGUCUGGGAAACUCCAAUGAACUUUGUGGAUCAUCGUAUGGGAUGAGCAUAUACCACGCCAAAUUACUUCAAGAUACCUUCAGUUUAAUUAAAUGGAAAUUCAAAGAAGACGCUGUUUGCGGGUAUAUCCAUUCCAAAGCUCAGUUAAGCGUGAAAACAGAGGACUGCAACCAGGAAAAGGGAAUGAUCUGCAGCUGUUCAAGUUCGUGCAGUAGUGAUAUUGGUUACAGACGUUGUAGCAAUGGUUUGUGUUUUUACGACAACGGAAACGACGACUGGUUUACGUCAAGCCAUAAUUGUUCGUUGGUAAAACUGGACAUCUCAAAUAUCAAUACAAUCUACAGAACUGUUUGGAAUGAUGUCCAGUACUGGAUUGGACUGAAACGUUACUCCUAUCUCGGUUGGGCGGAUCGUGCUGGAGAGAUUUCCAUCUAUACUAAUUCCUCCAGAGGAUGCGUAUCGGCCGAGAAGCUGCCAAACGGAUCUAUACAGUUUUACGUGUCUCCCUGCGAUGAUAAGAACAAAGUCAUUUGUACUACAGGUGGUUUGGAGACAACGACUGUACCGGCUACACCCAGUAGAGGACAGGGAAGCACAACACACCACGACGUGACAACACACGAAGACACCUCCAACUCCACGGACACCCAACAAGAACCUAGCACAUCGGACGGCGUUGUCGCUGCUGCUGUCUCAACCGUUGUAGUUAUUCUGAUUGUGUUGUCUGUGAUUGGCAGUCUGCUGUGGAUGAGAAGGACAAAACGUCUCUGUUUUAAAGACCUGCCUGCAAAACUUAAUAAGAAGAGAUCAAUUUCAAACGAAAUAAUAUUUGAACCAUCCAGCAACCAAUACGACCAGCCGUACUACAGUGAGAUUAACGGAGGCUACAGUCACGAUGAUUUGCCAGUCUACAGCCACGAUGAUAUGCCAGUCUACAACCACGAUGAUAUGCCAAUCUACACGUACGCGACUGCGGAGUACGAGUUUGAGAAGCACCCACCGGUGAAUCCACAGCCGAAUAACGAUUAUUUGGAACUGAUACCAGAUCCGUACGAAACAGCAGGAGAAACGGCAGAUGAUGGUAGUGGACAAAUGGAUUACGUGAAUGCAGCUCAAACUAAUAAUGGACACUCGUUUCCAGAAUACAGCACUGUUGAGCCACAUGAACUAGCAGAGGAGUCCAUUUCUCUUUCUGCAAAGGAGCGUGGUGUGGACAAAACGUCAAAGACAAACACGCCGUUUUCGCGUCUGCGUCAGAACUUUGCUGAGCAUUACGAACUCGCGGGUGACCCUAAUGGUAAUUCUGGAGAGGAAGCCUCUGCGUUCCAUCCAUCGCAGGCCAACAAUCGAUCGCUGAAUCCCAGACACAACACCAGUGUUAUCUAUGAGCUGGCAGGUGAACCUGUUCCUCACGGUACGGAGGAAAAUGCUAAUUGCAGUUCACCGUAUGUCAAUGUUCCGAUUUCGCGGCCACAGUACCAUCCUACUGGAGUUUACGAGAUGGCGCGAGAACAAGGCGGCAAUGACAACCACGGAGACGACGACUACAACGUGCUACGUGCUCGUAACGAACAAUCCAACCCAACGCCGUUUACUACCAGUCCGUACUGUCACAUUCAGGGCGGGGAGUACGGUAAUGACACGUAUGACAAAGCAGGAAAUGGCCGACUAGACUCGUGUUCCAGUUCAGACUAUAAUCACCUUGACGAGGCUAGUGACAAUACCAGGCACUCUGAUACCAGUACUGUCUGAGCUCCACUGUAACUGCAGGUAGUACUAAACCAAAUAACAUCCGGCUGGGUCAAAGUGCGAGGCGCACAUACUGAUACCAGUACUGUCUGAGCUCCACUGUAACUGCAGGUAGUACUAAACUAAAUAACAUCCGGCUGGGUCAAAAAGCGAGGUGCACCUAACUUUUGAUAGAGCAGUUAAUACUAUAAGUCCUGACAUUAAUGAUACAUUUGACAGUGUUUGUUGUCAAACAAAUUCGUUUUAUCGGGUGAAAACCUGUAUGCAAUUUUAUUUCAUCUAGUACUACUGUGUCAAGUACCCUUGUGCUUGAAACAUGGAUGGGGUACCUGUAAAAAGUAUUACAAUUUUGUGCGAAACUAGGGGUGUUGUAAACACAUCAGGUUAUAUCGUUGUGAAAGGUACCAUUUUCUUCAAUUACUACUUUGAGGUAGGAGUCGUAGUACUGAUAUAUAUGGGUCAUAGUUGAUGGUUGAUAUAUUGUUAACAGUGUUGCCUAUGGGAUUUCAUUUGAUACAGUACAACCUACACUGCCUAACUGUUGUCUGUGGAUCUGUUCGAGACUGUUGAAACUCAACGGAAAAUAUACAAUAUAUACUGACUGAAAAAAACAAGGGAAUACAUGCUGUUUGAGACGAAACGUAAUUAUUAACUAACAUUAAAACAGUAACUAUGCCUGUAUGACUGUUAGCACUAUGUUAUUGAAUGUCAGCAACAUAGAUAACUUCCCGAUACUAUGGAUAAGAUUCAGGUAGCUUUAAGUUUGUUUUUGUUUAACGACACAACUAAAGCACAUUGUUCUGAAUGUGCACGUUAAAACCUAUAAACUUUUUUUUUAUUGUCCCCAGAGCAAUAUGGCCAUGCCAUUUCAAAAUAUCAUCACAUAUACAUUAAAUGGAAAUAGUAACAUAAUACAAUAUUGUUGAAUAUCUAUAAUAUGGGAAGUUAAAUGCUCCGAGUUCAACAUGAAAAUGAGGAAAAGAAGAAGGAAUGAAAGCAAAACGAGUAAGGAUUAAAAGGAAAAGGAAAGAAGAAUGGAAGAAUCUAGCUAAAAGGAAUAUAAUGUGUACUGUAUCUGUAUUUCCAAGCAAGCUGUGUUUAUAAAACAAAAUCACUCAUUGAUAUUUACUAUA